Molecule: messenger RNA, 1659 nt
Organism: Penicillium daleae
Lineage: Eukaryota; Fungi; Ascomycota; Eurotiomycetes; Eurotiales; Aspergillaceae
Product: HNH endonuclease signature motif containing protein
Exons: 2
Coding region: 1-1659 (552 amino acids)
Source: RefSeq, a predicted model, not a curated record
AUGUCCAGUUCAGCUGUGACGCCGACGAUGCGUACGCUCGGCUGGAACAUCGAGCUCCUGGCGACGCGCGGGGACAUCCUGUUUGCUGGCACGUUUCAACCCGACCAAAAUUCAUUUAUUACUUUCCGCGACAUCGUGGAUGAGAUGCGACUGUGUUUCGAGAUCCCGCACGACGAAUGGAACUCUAUCAGCUGUACCGGCUCUGCGGAUAUCUGGGAUGACGUCGCUUUCGGCGUGGUAGGCUUGAUAAACAUAUCCGACGAUCACCCUCCUAUCCCGACAUUUGUACAUAGCAAGAAUCUUGAUCGCCCAGUCCCAGCCCUUUCACAAGGGACAUCGCAGAUGCCAGACGAUCGGCCGGUAAUUCAGUACCGUGUGUUUAUCCACCGGGGGUGCACCCUGUCGACUGACCACCCAGUGGACGCUCAUUUCAUCGCUGGCUGUGCAAAGCACAUCUCCAAACCAGUCCGUCGCGUAGAACCACGCUACCUACCGCCGAAGAAGCCCUCUGCUGACCCACGAUUCGCGGCAUACCCUCUUCGAAAGACCGCACGGGUACGGAAAGGCUCUCGAUCACCCUCGAAACGUUCAACGUCUGGUUCUGUAUCCCCGAGUAAGGACUCGGAGAGCGGCCAGCCUUCGGUCGAAGAAGACGAUCUCCCCGACAUGGUUACGCCUCCCCAAGAAAACAUCCAGGCCGAACGCGCCAAACGCGUCAUUGCCAGAUUCCGAGAUUCAUGUCUCGCAUCAGCUCGCCAGUGUGCGGUCUCGGGCAUGGGGCGGUCAUGGUACGCCAAUCCGACGAUCGGCCCUGCAUUACACGCAUGCCAUAUUGUGCCACAGCAGCAUUACCAUUUAUAUCCCGACCCGGAAGCGGUUCCCGGCGAAGUACAACCUCAGAGCGCAAUGUCCAGUAACCGUCGCUUGAUGCAGGCCUGGGAAAAUACAUGGGAUCCGACUAAUGGGAUUCUUCUCUUAAGCCACCUCCAUGAACUUUUCGAUGCCCGGCUAUUUUCCAUACACCCCAAGACCCUGCAGAUACGAGUUUUCAUGCCGUAUGAUGUCCUUCUUGGGUAUCAUGGGGCUGUCGCCAAAGUGCCUAGGUCUGUAGAUCGGGCUGCCCUGCGGCAUCACUACGAGAUGUCCUGUAUUGAGAACAUGGCUGCCAAGAUGGCUUUUGUAGAGCCAAUGCCAUGGUCGGAGAGUGCAACGACAUCUGGCAAGGAUACACCACUCGAUCCACGAAGCAAGCUGACCAAACUAUCAAGUAUAAAUAUGUUGGAGUCAACUUCAGUGUCAAGGAACCCAGACAGUCAGGCUGGUCAAAAUAUUUCCGGUGAUCCACCUAAGCGGGCUCAAGAUGGACAGUUUUGGGAAGAGCAGCACCACUCUGAGUCACCAGAUGAUUCAUUUUCAGACGACGAUAGCUAUCCUUUCUCUGCAAGGACAAAGACGGACGACUGGAAACUGCGCGAAGUUGAAGCACUUGGCUUUGAUUCACGCAAACGUAAAAGAUCGUGCUCUGUGGACGAACCUUUUAUCGUCCAAUAUGAUCAAUACAUGGCACCUGUUAAUGCAGAGGAGUUUCUAGCUGAUGUUAGCUGGGAGUUGAACAAGUUUGCGAGACGUUCGUAUCAGACCGAAAGGCCUAGAGGUUGA